AUGCUCUCCUUUGCCAAUCCAACCACUCCUACUACUGUUCUCACCACUUCUUCCAAUCUGAUGUAUCAUCAACAACAACAAUUGACUCAAGAACAAGUGACCAAACUUUACAUGAUCUCACAUCUGUCACAAGUCACCGGCGAAUCACAAGACAAAUGUGCACACUAUUUAACAUUUUUUGGUUGGAACAUGGAAGCUUGUCUACAAGCAACUGUUGCUUUCUGUCGUGAACUCUGUGAAAAAUACGGAAUGAUUAAUUUGUUUUUAGCGAGACGAAUUGCAGAAGAAUCUCAAUUCAACAUUCAAUUAUGUCUUUCACGAAUGGAAUUAGUUAUGAAAUUAAUGUCUCAAACAAGACUCAUUCAUGUCUUUGCCUAUGAUUGUUUAGUGCAAUAUCAAUGGAAUUUUGAUGUUUCUUUGAAGAGAUGUAUUGAAUUAAUUGCCAUUCAACGUCUGCCUUCCCAUGCAUUUCUUCAACAACAACAACAACAACCAUUUUCGACGACCUUUUCCAUGACAGGAAAUUCAAUGUCGACCAAUAAUAAUCAUGGUUUGAGUGUCAUGGUUCCACAACAGCAACAACAACCAAACACUGUAUUUACUUCAUUACAACAAACUCAAAAUGACUACCAUUCACAACCAAGAAGAACAACAAUUGUGCAACGAAGAAAUUAA
Naegleria fowleri is the source of this 675-nucleotide messenger RNA. RefSeq lists its product as uncharacterized. Gene Ontology annotation, cellular component: nucleus. Gene Ontology annotation, molecular function: protein binding. Lineage: Eukaryota; Heterolobosea; Eutetramitea; Acrasida; Naegleriidae. The record is from RefSeq and is a predicted model, not a curated record. Bases 1 to 675 code for a protein of 224 amino acids. Gene Ontology annotation, biological process: mRNA transport. The transcript has a single exon.